Ceratina calcarata is the source of this 1502-nucleotide messenger RNA. Its product is annotated as facilitated trehalose transporter Tret1. Gene Ontology annotation, biological process: carbohydrate transport; transmembrane transport. The record is from RefSeq and is a predicted model, not a curated record. Gene Ontology annotation, molecular function: sugar transmembrane transporter activity. The coding region runs from base 33 to 1502 and encodes 489 amino acids. Gene Ontology annotation, cellular component: membrane. Lineage: Eukaryota; Metazoa; Arthropoda; Insecta; Hymenoptera; Apidae. The transcript has 4 exons.
AUACGUGCAGCAGAAAAAAGAAAAGGACGACGAUGUCUAAAAAGGACGAUGCCUUCGAGCCUGGCAAGCUCCGGCAGUUUCUCAUUUCACUGAUCGCUAAUCUGUCGUCGCUGUCAUUCGGGAUAAUGAUAAGCUGGCCAUCGUCGACGUUACCACAACUACAGGGCAAGGACUCGCCGAUUAAUGGCGGACCGAUGACGGAUGAAGCUGCAUCCUGGUUGACCGGGAUAAUGUGUCUGACGGCGGCCGCAACGAGUUCGAUGGUCGGCUUUUCGGCGAACAUGCUCGGCCGUAAAUUAACCGCAUGUCUCAUGGGUCUGCCUCUCUGCUUGUGUUGGCUGUUUACCAUUUUCGCAACGGAACAGUGGCACCUGUUCGUCGCGCGAUUCUUCUCGGGGAUAUCCGGCGGUAUGGUCUUGUUCCUGAUACCGAUGUACGUGUCUGAAAUCGCGAGCGACGGGAUACGCGGGAUGCUGGGCAGUCUGAUGGUAUUCCUAUUGAACGGUGGCGUUCUUCUCGGGUACAUACUCGGCGCACUGCUCUCUUACCGCGUAUGCGCGAUCGUCGCAUUCUUGUUCCCGCUGUUCUACAUCGCUCUUUUCGUUUUCGUACCGGAAUCACCCGUCCAUCUGGUGCGACGGAACCGAAUCAACGAAGCGACCAAAUCACUGAUGUGGCUGAGAGGCAGUCACAGACCGACGGUCGAGCAAGCUUUGUCGCAUUUGCAAACAGAAGCGAAAGAACAGAACAUUACGGGGCGGACGAUCAAGCUGUCGGAUCUGUUCCGCGACCGAGCAACGAUCAAAGGACUCGUUAUUACGCUGGGAUUGUUCAGCAGUCAACAAUUAUCCGGAAUAAACGCCGUGAUGAGCUACACGCAGUCGAUCUUCGAGACGUCUGGGAGUUCGUUAUCGCCGAACAAUUCGGCGAUCAUCGUCGGCUUUAUUCAGCUUUGCGGUUCGUUUCUGUCGACCACGUUGAUGGAAAGAGCGGGCAGAAGAUCGUUGAUGUUGACGUCCUGUUUCAUGAUGUCCACGUGCCACUGCAUACUCGGGGUGUUCGGCUAUCUGAGGACGUUGGGACACGACGUGAGCCAGUUCAGUUGGAUCUCGAUCGUGGCCUUGUCCUUUUACAUGAUCGCUUAUAGCCUGGGUAUGGGACCGGGUCCGUACGUCGUCUCCUCCGAGAUACUCAGCCGAGAUAUCUCGAAUUUGAUGAUGACCAUAGCGAUGUGUUACAUGUGGCUGAUGGCGUUUCUGGUUGUCAAAUUAUUCCCAAGCAUAGUCGACGCUAUCGGCAUGCACGGUUGCUUCUUCCUCUUAGGGGGAUUCUGCGCGGCUACUCUCCUCUUCAUUUUCAUCCUCGUCCCGGAGACCAAGGGAGAACCGCGACAAGUUAUUUUAGAUCGGCUCAAUGGAAUAUCGCGACCGUUAGCUGAAAAGCUGUACAUCUCUUCUAGUAACGUCAUCGAAAAGAGAGCCGAGUCACCCGAACUAGUUUGA